AUGGGGAAGGUUAUUGCGAUCAACGAAACUCAUUUAUACCGCAAGUACGAGGGCGUACUGCUAAGUGCGGUUGCAGAAGAUACGGAGAACCAUAUUUAUCCUAUUGUAUUUUGCGUCGUUUACAAGGAGAACGAUGCAUCUUGGAUGUUAUUCUUUGAGAAGCUAAAGUCUAUUGUGGUCGAUGGACCAAAUUUGUGCUUAAUCUCCAAUAAGCACAAGAGCAUCGCCAAUGGCAUCGUGAAGGAGUACAACCAUGCUCAUCAUGGGUACUGCAUGAGGCACCUAGGUGAAAAUCUUUGGGUAAAUCACUACUAUGGAGAACACCUCCAUCUAUUCUACAAUGCGGAAAAGGCAUAUUCUCCCGACGAGUUUAGCGACCAUUUUGUGGAAUUCAAGAACUACUGUCCCGAGGUAACGUUUUUCCUCAAGCAUGAGCUUGGUUUUGAGAAACUGAGCAGGGCACAUUUCCUCGACAACAGGUUUGACGUGCUGACCACAAAUAUUGUUGAGUCGAUGAACACUAUAUUAUUUGCCAAAAGGGAGUACCUCGUGGCAUCCAUAUUCAAUUUGAUUGCUAAGAGGUUUGGUGAAAUAUUCAAGGAGAGGCAUGCCUACAUCCUCAAAUAUAAGGAUAAAAAAUUUGUUCCCACCGGCAAAAAGAUCUUAAAAGACAAUAUGAGCGAGGGAGACUCCUUCUAUGUGGAGAACGUAAGCGGGGACGAAAGGCAAUUCGCAGUGUUUGGUAGUGGCUGUACGGCCAAAGUCGACCUACUAAAAAGUUCGUGUUCUUGCAGGAAGUUUGACCUGGUUAAAAUUUCAUGCGAUCACACGAUGGCUACUUUGCGAUUGAAGCACGGUGAUGAUUAUGGUUUGAGAGUCUAUGAUUACUCUUUGCCUGUGUAUAAAGUUAAAGAGUACCUCCUUGCGUAUUCGGAAUCAAUUAAUAUUGUCAUUUUGGAGUCUGAAUGGUGCAUGCCACAAGAAUUGCUAGAUUGA
Messenger RNA from Capsicum annuum, 996 nucleotides. RefSeq lists its product as uncharacterized. Bases 1 to 996 code for a protein of 331 amino acids. The transcript has a single exon. Lineage: Eukaryota; Viridiplantae; Streptophyta; Magnoliopsida; Solanales; Solanaceae. The record is from RefSeq and is a predicted model, not a curated record. Gene Ontology annotation, molecular function: zinc ion binding.